AUGCCACCAUCUGAAGGUGAGGUGUGCCAGGCAGUCCUGAGCUUCGUCACAGAUGGCGCCUACCCCGAGGAGAGCGUGGUUGCAGCGGAGUUCCCCGCAACAGCUCUUGCAAAGGAAUUGGAGCUGAUAUCCCAAGCUCGGGAGCAAGUAGAGAACGAGAUCAGCUCGCUGAGUCGGGAAAACACCACCUUCGAUGCCGAUGAUUGGAUCGUCCAAGCCAAACAACUGCACGCCGACAUCGAGCGCUCACGAGUCACCGCACGGGAGAUAGUCGCCCAGCAUGAGCACACGAGCCCCCUCCGAUCCAAAGUGGAGGAUGCGAGCGCCAAAGUAGCAUUGGUCGAAACGGAGAUUGCUUUCAACCAAGCUGUUGCCGAGACUCUUGAGGAGGUGCAGCGCUUGUGCCAACAAUUGGAGAAUGGACGAGCUGCGCUUGUAAAUGGUCAAUUGACGGCCGCGAUCGAGCAGUUGGACUCUAUGAAGGCGGCCAUUGGGAAGGAUGCUUUCUUCACAAACACUAAUGUGAUGAGCAUUCUUACUCUCGAGGUGGCACAGUUUCGGGAGCAGAUCGAGGACACCCUGCGUGUACGCUGGCAGGAGCAGCUAAAGGUGGACCGGCAACGAGGGAGGUUCCAAGUGAUCAAGGGCGAUGGUGCUGACUCUCUAGAUAACACCAUUGCGUCCAUGUCACGAUUGGAGAUUUUGAGUUCGGCCAGCGAGAAACUCUUAAAGGACCUCUGUGUCGCAGUUGUCGACCCGAUACUACUACCACGAGCAGAUGGGAAGAGUCGUGCUGUUGAAAUUACAGACACCGGCAUCCACGUUCAAUCAGAGUUCUCAGAAACAACCGUUUCCGAGACCCUGAGCCGCAUCACAACGGUUCUGGAUUAUUUGCGACAGAAUCUGCCACAAUCCAUCUCAUCUGAGCUCCCUCAAUCGCUGAUCCCAUCUGUUGCGUCCAAGGCAAUUUCAGGAUGGCUGUCUUCUUCAAUUCCAACCACUCUUGAGGGUCUGGGGAACUUUGAAGAGACUCUGGACUGUGUGAUGCAGUUCGCCAAUACAAUUUCAUCUUGGGGCUGGGCUGGGAUGGAGGAGCUUGUAUCUUGGGUCAACCAAGCACCUCGCCUGUGGCUGACUCGGCGUCGUGUCGACUCUCUCGACAGUGUGCGCAAAGUCCUUGCAGCUAGUAAAGGUACCACCAAGCAAGUUGAGCGAGUUGAAAAGGAACAGGUCUCCCGGGCUGAUGAGGCCUUGCUAGAAAACGCCUCGGAUGACUGGGACGCUAAUUGGGAUGAGGAUAAAGAGGAAGAAAGUACAGUGGAACCGACAACGGUAGCUCAGCCUGAAGAGGAAGAGGAUGUGAGUGCGUGGGGUCUUGAUGAGGACGCCGAAGAAGAACCCAAACUUGAUACAACUGGCCCAAGUGGAGACGACGAUGCCGACGACGACGCGUGGGGUUGGGGCGACGACGAGGGCGAGGAAGCACAAAGCGAUCAAAAUCAACUUCCGCAGGCUGACACCGCCGCAAAGUCAGUAGAUGGUGGAAAGGCAGCGCAAUCCUCUGCUCCCAGAGAGAUGACCCUAAGAGAGGUUUACACCGUCACCGAUAUCCCGGACUCGAUACUAGAUAUCGUUCGCCAGCAAAUUCACGACUCGAAAGAUAUCUCACAACCGCCGCAUUCGACCUCUCGGGUUGCUUCAUCGGGUGCCGGUCUAUUGGCGCUACCCACGUUGAUUCUGGCCAUGUUUAAGGCCACUUCAACCUCCUUCUAUUCUUUGAAGCUCAGCUCUGGUCAAAUGUACCUGUACAAUGAUAGCCUGUACCUUGCCGGCCAAAUUCGAGAGUUGAUGGAAGAACAUGAGCUGUCUAGGCUCAGCUCUGAUGUGGAAGCUCUCGAGAAAUUUGGCAAAUUUGCCUACAGCAAGGAGAUGCAGACACAAAGCACUAUUGUCACCGAUCUUCUUGAUGGUGCGCAAGGCUUUGGGCAAUGCUCAGAACAGCCAUUCAAAACUGAAUGUGAGAAUGCCGUGAGCGCAAGCACUGAUCGCAUUCGUGAUGUCUACAAGGAGUGGCAGCCCAUUCUGUCACACUCCGCUCUGCUACAGUCCAUUGGAUCUCUAUUAUCUACCGUGAUCAACAAGAUCAUCAUUGAUGUGGAAGAUUUGGGUGACAUCUCCGAAGAUCAGUCUAAGCAGCUCGUGGCUUUCUGCAAUCAAGUCUCCAAACUUGAGGAUCUCUUCAUGCCCGAGACAACCGACGAUGCCGAAGCCAUACCUGUCACGGCCGUUUACGUGCCAAAUUGGCUUCGCUUCCAGUACUUGAUCAACAUCCUCGAGAGCUCUCUGGCUGACAUCAAAUAUCUCUGGCUGGAGGGUGAAUUGGGACUCGAGUUCUCCACCGACGAGGUGGUGGAUUUGAUCGAGGCAUUGUUUGCAGAAUCUAGCCAUCGCCGUUCGGCCAUCGCAGAGAUCAAGCGUGCCCCUCGGGGGUGA
Messenger RNA from Penicillium cataractarum, 2493 nucleotides. RefSeq lists its product as uncharacterized. Gene Ontology annotation, cellular component: RZZ complex. Bases 1 to 2493 code for a protein of 830 amino acids. The transcript has 3 exons. Gene Ontology annotation, biological process: endoplasmic reticulum to Golgi vesicle-mediated transport; mitotic spindle assembly checkpoint signaling. NCBI's taxonomy places the organism in Eukaryota, Fungi, Ascomycota, Eurotiomycetes, Eurotiales, Aspergillaceae. The record is from RefSeq and is a predicted model, not a curated record.